Molecule: messenger RNA, 315 nt
Organism: Aspergillus udagawae
Lineage: Eukaryota; Fungi; Ascomycota; Eurotiomycetes; Eurotiales; Aspergillaceae
Exons: 2
Coding region: 1-315 (104 amino acids)
Source: RefSeq, a predicted model, not a curated record
AUGGCAGUUGGUCAAGACGAUGGACCAAUGCCGCUUUACAUGCAUACGGUGAAACGCAUCCUACGAGAAUUGCGUAUGGCUCAACAGCAAACUCAGACCGGAUUCGACUACCGGGAAUUCAAACGGAGGGUCAUGUCCUCUAAUCUGACUCCCUCCCAGCUAGAGCCCCUCACUCAGCGUUUGGACACAUUAGAGAGCUUUAUGCCUCAGAUACAGGCUGUUGGUAGUAGUGGGAAGGGAAAGAAGCAAUCGCGGGGAUCAGAUUGGAAACCAAAAGCAUUUUCCUUGAACAAGAUUCGGAAAUUGGCAGAGUAG